Molecule: messenger RNA, 3207 nt
Organism: Bacidia gigantensis
Lineage: Eukaryota; Fungi; Ascomycota; Lecanoromycetes; Lecanorales; Ramalinaceae
Gene: TEF3
Product: translational elongation factor EF-1 alpha
Exons: 3
Coding region: 1-3207 (1068 amino acids)
Molecular function (GO): translation elongation factor activity; ATP hydrolysis activity; ATP binding
Source: RefSeq, a predicted model, not a curated record
AUGCCCUCAGCCGAUAUAAUGGACGCCGCACCUACGAACGCGGCUACACAAAAGAGCGAAAAUCAGAAGUCAGCAAAAGUGCUCGACGAACUUCUCGCCAAACUCUCCAUUUCCAAAACCGCAGACCAGACAAGCGAGGCCGCUGGUAACAUCGCUUCCUUCAUCAAUGGCAACAUUGAAGAAGCAGAUGCGCCCACAAGGACUGUCGAAGGCCUGAAAAAGCAGCUCGCAAACAAGAAAGAUGCUGGGGCCCGAGAAAGAGGUCUCUCCACCAUACAAGCCAUAGCACAGCACUCUACGGUCUCACCCAAUGUCGAGCCAUAUCUGGUCGUGCUUAUGGCACCCACUCUCUCAGCCGUUGGUGACAAGAUGACUCCAGUGAAGACGCAAGCACAGAGUGCAGCAGUCGCAAUCGCAAAAGCGAUCAACGCCAAUGCUAUCAAGGCUCUCAUUCCCAUAAUAAACAACUCCCUCAGGACAGCUCAGAAGUGGCAAGAAAAGAUGACCUGCCUACAGUGUAUCGAGACCCUCGUCGAAAGUGCUCCCACUCAGCUAGCACUGCGCGUUCCAGACCUACUUCCAGUAGUUUCGGAAGCCAUGUGGGACACUAAAGCCGAAGUAAAGAAGGCCGCCUAUGGCACUAUGGAGAAAAUCUGCAACUUGAUCAGCAACAAAGAUAUCGAGCGUUUCAUUCCCGAACUCAUUAAGUGCAUAGCCAAGCCCGAGAACGUGCCUGAGACUGUACAUUUGCUUGGUGCGACUACCUUCGUCACCGAUGUUCAUGAACCAACCCUCGCUAUUAUGGUCCCUCUCCUAGAGCGUGGACUCAACGAGCGCGAAACAGCGAUCAAGAGAAAGGCUGCCGUGAUUGUCGACAACAUGUGCAAACUUGUGGAGGAUCCUAACAUUGUUGCAUCUUUCCUACCAAAGCUGAUGCCCGCUCUGCAAAAGAACUUUGAUAAUAUGGCAGAUCCUGAAGCGCGUGAGAAGACAAAACAAGGUCUUGAGACUCUAGUUCGUGUUGGAAAUGUGAAGGAUGGGAAAAUCCCAGAAGUCUCACACGCUGGUGACAUAUCAACCGUCUCUGCCAUCUUGAAGCAGAUUCUUGAGCCUUCACACAAAGAUGCCGCGACCAAAUUUGUUCCGGUCAUCGAAUAUAUUUCCGCCAUCUCCGGCCAGCUUAUUGAUGAGAAAGAAAACGAUUCUACCAGCUGGGUGGACAACACACUCCCCUACAUUACGGCCAUCGUUGGAGAGACAGAUGCGAAAGGCACUGCAGACGCUCUGCGAAAGCGUGCUUCCCCCGGUGCCGUUGACGAAGAAGAGUCUGAAGAAGAUGAGGAAGAAGGCGAGGACCUUUGCAACUGCACUUUCAAUCUUGCCUACGGCGCAAAGAUUCUACUCAACCAGACCCAUCUACGCCUCAAGCGGGGCCAGAGAUAUGGCCUCCUGGGCCCCAAUGGUUCCGGCAAGUCAACUCUUAUGCGCGCUAUCAACAAUGAACAGGUUGAGGGGUUCCCCAAGCAGAGUGAAGUCAAGACUGUCUUCGUUGAGCAUGACCUUGAUUCUGCGGAUACGGAACAAACGGUCAUUGGCUGGACUGUCAAGAAAUUGGCUGAUGUCGGUAUUACACUCGAGAAAAAUGAAGUUGAAGCUAGAUUGGAGGAGUUUGGGUUUUUCAGAGAGCAAUUUGAAGGACCUAUCACCUCUCUUUCCGGGGGCUGGAAGAUGAAGCUGGCUUUGGCUCGUGCCGUAUUCGAGGCACCAGAUAUUCUGCUUCUCGACGAGCCCACAAACCACUUGGACGUGAAGAACGUAAAGUGGCUUGAGGAAUAUCUUACUAAUUCUCCUUGCACUUCGAUCAUCGUUUCGCACGAUAGCAAAUUCUUAAACCACGUCAUUCAACACGUCAUUCAUUAUGAGCGCUUCAAGCUUCACCGAUACCGAGGGAAUCUGGACGGGUUCAUCAAGAAAGUCCCAUCUGCGAAAUCAUAUAAUGAGCUCAGUGCGUCGGAGAUCGAGUUUAAGUUCCCUGAGCCAGGGUUUCUGGAAGGUGUUAAGACAAAGGCAAAGGCUAUCGUCCGCGUCAGCAACAUGACGUUUCAAUACCCUGGUACAUCCAAGCCUCAGGUUUCAGACAUCACAUUCCAAUGUUCUCUGGGCUCCCGUAUCGCUGUCAUUGGCCCAAAUGGUGCUGGCAAAUCGACCUUGAUCAACGUCCUGACUGGUGAGCUCCUGCCUACGACUGGUGACGUAUAUACGCACGAAAAUAUCCGGAUAGCCUACAUCAAGCAGCACGCUUUCGCCCACAUCGAUCAUCAUCUUGACAGCACCCCGUCUGAAUACAUACAAUGGCGGUUCCAAACUGGCGAGGAUCGCGAGACUAUGGAUCGGGCCAACAAGAUAGUCACUGAUGAAGACAAGGAAGCAGAGAAGAAAAUAUAUAAGAUCGACGGCUCACAACGACGAGUGACUAGCGUGCUCUCGCGAAGGAAAUUCAAAAACUCUUAUGAGUAUGAAUGCUCAUUCAUGCUCGGAGAAAAUGUUGGCCAGAAGAAUGAGAAAUGGAUUCAAAUGAUGACAGCUGACAACGCUUGGAUCCCACGUAGCGAGAUCAUCGUCUCCCACACCAAAGCAGUUGCUGACGUCGACCAGAAGGAGGCGUUGGCGAGCGGUCAAUUCCGGCCUCUAGUACGAAGGGAGAUUGAACAACAUUGUGCCUACUUCGGACUGGAUGCUGAGCUGGUCUCGCACUCCCGGAUGCGUGGCUUGUCAGGCGGUCAGCGUGUCAAGGUCGUGCUAGCAGCAUGCUCAUGGCAGAGGCCUCAUCUAAUCGUUCUUGACGAGCCCACCAACUACCUCGAUCGCGAUUCCUUGGGUGCAUUGUCCAAGGCCCUCAAGGCAUUUGAGGGCGGUGUCAUCAUCAUCACCCAUUCAUCUGAAUUCACACAAAAUCUAACGGAAGAGGUCUGGGCCGUUAUGGACGGUAAAAUGACACCAUCUGGCCACAACUGGGUCCAAGGCCAAGGCGCUGGCCCACGCUUAAAGGGUGAGACUGAAGAGGAAGAACGCUUCGAUGCCAUGGGCAACAAGAUCGACAGCACGAAGAAGAAGGCCAAGCUCACGUCGAGCGAGCUCCGCAAAAAGAAGAAGGAUCGUAUGGCCAAGCGGAAGGCGGGCAUCGAAGUCUUUUCAGACGAAGACUAG